CAGCAUCUCCUAUUACCACUGAGACCACUAGCCUCAUUUCCACAACAACUACAACUGAGACCACAUCAGCAUCUCAUACUACUAUAACUGAUACCACUGGCCUCAUUUCGACAACAACUACAGCAGAGACCACAUCAGCAUCUCCUACUACCAUUGAGAUGUCAACCCCCACAACUCAUACUACCACAACUGAAACCAACUCAGCAUUUCCUACAACUACUGAGAUCACUAGCCUUAUUUCCACAAAGACUUCAACUGAAACCACCUCAGCAUCUCCUACAACAACUGAGACCACUAUCUUUACAUCCACGCCUACUAUUACUACCACUGAGACCACAUCAGCAUUUCCUAUUAAUGUAACUGAGGCCACUACCACUGAGAUCAAUGUAACAUCUGCUGCCGCCUCUGAGACCAGUAGCUUCAUAUCUACUGCAUCCAAGACCACCUCAGCAUCUCCUACAACCACUGAGGUCACUGACAUCACAUCCUCCACUGCUGCAAACAAGAUCACCUCAACAUCUCCUAUUACCACUGAGACCACGAGCCUCACAACCCCUACUGCUACAACUGAGAUCACCUCAGCAUCUUCUACAACCUCUGAGACCACUAGCCUUGUUUCUACAACUACUACAAAUGAAACCACCUCAGCAUCUCCUACAACCACUGAAACCACUAUCACAUCCAUUACUACUACAACUGAGGCCACAUCAGAAUCUCCUACUGCCAUUGAGAUGACAACCCCCACAACCCGUCCUACUUCAGCUGAGACCACAUCAGCAUCUCCUACAACCACUGAGACCAUUUUCUUUACAUCCACUACUACUACUACAACUGAGACCACAUCAGCAUUUCCUACUACCAUUGAGAAGACAACCCCAAAAACCGCUAAUACUUCAGUUAAGACAAAUGGGACCACAUCAGCAUCUAUUAGAAAUGAAAGCACCACUCAAGUACCCCCUACUGAGACAAAUAAGAUUACUUCAGUGUCUGUGAGAAAUGAGAGCACUACCCUAGUACCAAUGUCUAAUGCAACAAGUGAUACAACUUUGCUAUCUACUAUACAUAAGACUGCUUUUCCUACAACCCAAAUUAAUGUUACAGCCCCACCUGAUACAUCUCUGGUGUAUACUACAAUACUGGAGACCUCUUCAGCAUCAACUAUAAAUGGGAACAUCACUCUAGUACCCCCUACUCAGGCAGCUAAGACCACUUCAUCAUCUUAUAGAAAUGAGAACACCACUCUAGUUCCUUCUACAGCAAAUACCAGUACACCGACAACCACUGCUAGUAGAACUGAGAGAACCUCAUCAUCUCCCACCACAACUACACAAACAAUCACAACAAGUUCAGCAUCUUCUACUACUACUACUGCAGCAGCAAAAACCACAGUUCCAUAUGUUGCCGGCAAAGCUGUGCUGAAAGUCGAGUUUCGAUCAUCCGCAUCCAAGCCCUUGGAAAGUGUAAUACAGAUGUUUGUAAAAAAGAGCUGCCUCAACUUGCCUCCAAAGCUAAAGGACAGAGGCAUUAGAUUCUCCUGGAAUGGCACAAGUCUGGACUGUGCUUCUCUGAGUGGCACUAGCCGGUAGGUUGAAUGAGAUCUCAGCACAUCAGCACUGCCACUUUCUACACUUCUCAAGGACAACCAUUGGGAGACCAAGCCACCCUACAGAAUUACUUGGCCUCAACAAACAACAUGGACCAAAUGGGUCCUUGUAUGAGACGUAAUGAAUUCUACAUGAUAUAUCACAUGAUAUAUAACAAUAUGAACUCUAGAGACAAAAUGGACCAUUGAAAUGAGACAAAUGGAUUUUGGUGUUUGUAGGGAUGGGGCAAUAGGGGUCUUUGAAAAAAAGAGACAAUUUGAGAGUGAAAAUGGACAAAUGACAGAUGAACUUUGUCUCCUACGACUCCCACCUCUUCCCACUUGAGUCUUUCAGCCUCUUUCUGAAGGAAUUGUCUUCUGCCCUUUUAAAAGAGAACAGGUCCCUCACUUAAUGAAAUCCUUAUCAUGACUACCCAUGACUUUCCCUUCAAUCCUCUCCUCUGCUCGUCUUAAAGGGACAAUGUCAUGUUUUUUUGUGUGGUUUUUAUUUCUAAAUGACUAUUUACACUGCAAAUAAUUCACCCUACCAUGUAAUA
Molecule: messenger RNA, 2139 nt
Organism: Xenopus laevis (African clawed frog)
Lineage: Eukaryota; Metazoa; Chordata; Amphibia; Anura; Pipidae
Gene: muc22.S
Product: mucin 22 S homeolog
Exons: 3
Coding region: 159-1586 (475 amino acids)
Source: RefSeq, a predicted model, not a curated record